Molecule: messenger RNA, 177 nt
Organism: Paracoccidioides lutzii Pb01
Exons: 2
Coding region: 1-177 (58 amino acids)
Source: RefSeq, a predicted model, not a curated record
AUGUCGGUCCUUCACCUUCCGCGGAUUACAUGCACAAAUCAGGCCGACUGGAACAAGCCACAGAAAUAUCAACAAUCAGACAAUUGUGACGAGCGUGCAGCACCUAACGAAAAGAGCUCCAGCUCCAGCUCCACACCAAGCCAUCAAGUUGCCGGUUUAAAGGAGAAAAAUUGCUAA